GAUAAUGGACAUGAAUUGUUUUAAACAUUUUCUUUGUUAUUGCCAUCUCUUGUCUUUGGUGAAUAAUGAGGCACUUUGGCAUCUUUACAUUAACAUAUUUUUUUUUUAUCUUUUUUGAGUUACAUUAGUUAUUUAUUUUUGUACGUAUUUUUUUAUAAAAAAUUUAAAAAUAUAUUUAUUUAGAUUAUCUCAAACAUUCUCUAAUAUUACUAGGAAAAUGAAGAUGAAAGGGCCCACGUAGUUUCCUCGAACCCCUCGAUCAGCCACUACCCUCAUCCCAUGUGUUCACUGUAUUUGUGAAGUCUUUAUCAAACGGAAGACGAGUAUGAUUAGUCAAUUUCACAUUGUUUGUGAGGCCGUUACAUUGAUUUAAUUAAUGGAAGACUCUCGUUAGUCAAUCUCACAUUAUUUAUGGAACCACUCCAUUGAUUCAAUUAAAAAAAGAAUGUAUUUUGUUGACAUUGUGUGAAUAAAUUUAUAUUCACACGGGAAGGCAUGUAAACGAUGUAUAUGAGUAAGUUCCUAACAAAGGCAAUUGUUUUUCCAAAGUAUUCGGCCAAGUUGUCUACUUUCACAAUUAAUUAUUGUAUUAUGAAACCUUUCUUUUCUUGAUACAUCACCUCUCUGGUCAUUCUCAUCACUUUUUUUUGCAAGGCAUCUGCAAUUUUUAGAGCUUACCUUUGAAUUGAAUUCAGAUAUCUAGCUAGCAGGUGACCGUGACUGCCUCAUUUCUUCCUUUCGUGCUUCAGAAUCUCAACUCCUUGAUCCAAAAGGAAGUGGGCUUGAUUUGUGGGGUUGAAAAGGAGAUGAAAAAGCUUUCAAGCACUCUCUCCACGAUCCAGGCUGUCCUCGACGAUGCUGACCAAAAGCAACACCAAAACAAAGCAAUACAGGAUUGGUUGAGAAAGCUCAGUGAUGCAGCCUACGAGGUUGACGACAUCUUGGAUGAGUGCUCAACUGAAGCUCUCCGAUGGAGAUCUAAUGACCAGAAUUCUGUUUCUCUGAGGAAGGUAAGCACUUCUUUGUUCACUUGUUAUCCUGUUGAGAACAUCGUGUUCCGUCACAAGAUAGGGAAUAAGAUAAAAGAUGUCAUGGAGAACUUAAAUGCAAUUGUCGAAGAGCGAAAGAAUUUUCAUUUAACUGAGGUGGUUGUAGAGCAGCGAGUUGAAUUUGCUGAAAUACACGAAACCUGCUCUGCUUUAACUCAACCACAGCUUUAUGGAAGAGAAGAAGAUAAAGAAAAGAUUGUCCAAAUCUUGGUUGAGCAAGUAUGCGAUCGCCAAGAUGUUUCUGUCUACCCUAUGGUUGGUAUGGGGGGGGCUUGGCAAGACAACACUUGCCCAAAUGGCCUUCAACGAUGAGAGGGUAAAACGGCAUUUUGAGCUUAAAAUUUGGGUUUAUGUUUCUCAGGAUUUCAAUGUGAAAAGUGUGAUAAAAACAAUAAUAGGAUCCAUAUCUGGGAAAGCAUGUGAAACCUCAGACCUAGAUUCUCUGCAGAAAAACCUUCGCGAGAUGUUGGAUGGAAAAAGAUAUUUGCUUGUAUCAGAUGAUGCGUGGGACGAAGAUCAAGAGAAGUGGGAUGGGUUGAAAUAUUUACUAGCAUGUGGAUCAAAAGGCACUUCCAUUAUCGUCACUACUCAUCUUGAAAAGGUUGCAUCAAUCAUGGGAACUAUCCCACCCCAUCACUUGCCAUGUUUAUCUGAAGAUGAUUGUUGGAUGUUGUUCAGGCAACGAGCAUUUGGACACAGGAAUGAAGAGCAUCCAAACCUUGUGGCCAUUGGGAAGGAGAUAGUGAAGAAGUGUGGGGGUGUGCCUUUGGCUGCAAAGGCCCUUAGAGGGCUAAUGCGCUUCAAAAGUGAGGAAAAAGAAUGGCUUUCUGUUAAGGAAAGUGAAAUUUGGAACUUGCACCACAAGGAAAAUACCAUAUUGCCUGCCUUGAGAUUAAGUUACUACAAUCCUCCAUUGGAAUUGAGACAAUGUUUUGCUUAUUGUGCCAUUUUUCUAAAGGGCUCUAGAAUUGAAAAGGAAAAUUUAAUUGAUCUUUCGAUGGCUAAUGGCUUUAUUUCGUCCAAUGGACAAUUGGAGUUGGAAGAUAUUGGAAACGUUAUAUGGAAUGAGUUACACUGGAGAUCUUUCUUUCAAGAUUUGAACAAAGAUCAAGUUAACACCAUUACUUGCAAAAUGCAUGAUCUUAUGCAUGACCUUGCCCAAUCUGUUACGGAACAUGAAUGUCAUGUGAUGGAGGAUAAAAGCUCAAGUAAUAUAUCAAAGCAAAGAAUUCAUCAUAUUACAUUGGUUAGUGAGUCGAUGAAGACAGGUGUUUUUCCUGAAGCAUUGCAUGGAGUUGAAUCCUUACGAACAAUUUUUCAACAAUGCAGACAUCCAAUUCUAAACAUGAGAUGUGAUGGUAUUGUACCUUUUUCUUCUGACUUUAAAAAUUUUGGUUCUCUACGAGUGUUCAAUGCAAAUGCCAUUAACAUGGUGCAAUCAUCAUCUUCUAUUGGCAAUUCAAAACAUCUAAGAUACUUGAACCUUUCUUAUACUUCCAUUCUAACACUUCCAAAGUCAAUUUGUAGCCUCCACAAUUUGCAAACUUUAAACCUAAAUCAUUGUUAUGAGCUUCAGAGUCUGCCCAAGAACAUGAAGUACCUAAGGAGCCUCCGAAAUCUUUAUUUGAAUAUUGUUGGAAAAUACAGGACAUGCCUCCAAAGCUUGGGCAGCUAACUCUCCUGAAGAGAUUAAGUCUUUUUGUUGUGGGUAAGAGUAGAGGUUGUCGGGCUGCUGAAUUGCAAUGCUUAGAUCUUGGAGGAGAACUGCAUAUCUUGCACCUUGAGAGAGUGAGAAACCCAACAGAUGCUAAAGAAGCCAAUUUGAUAGGAAAACAGAAUCUUCGCAUCAUCAAGUUGUCGUGGGGAGAUAACAGUGAAUCUGAAUCGCAAGCAAACAUUGAACAAAUACUUGAAGCCCUGGAACCUCACCCAAAUGUUGAAGAGUUGAUCAUUGACAAAUACAGAGGUGCCCACUUCCCACUUUGGAUGGGGGAUUCAAUUCUUACAAAUAUGGUUUCUAUUGCAUUACUUGAUUGUAGAAAAUUGCUAAUACUUCCAGCGUUCGGGCAGUUGGCUUCCUUGCAAAAACUUAUGAUACAUAGAAUGGAUUAUGUGGAGUACAUUGAUAAUGACUUCCCUGGCGAAGGCCGGCUAGAAGAUUCCCGUCUUUGGAAGACCUCAGUAUUGUGGAUUUGCCGAAUUUGAAAGGGUUGUCAAGGGAGGAGGGAAGAGAGCUACUCCCUCGUCAUCGCAAAAUAAGCAUCAAGAAUUGCCCUAAAUUGACCUUGCCUCAUCUUUCAUCACCUGAAAGUUUGUAUGUCUCAAGAUGCAGCAACGUGACGCUAAGUUCAAUCUCAAAUCUUAUUUGUCACACUUCACUUACAGUUUGUCACGACGACAAGGUGAUUUCUUUUCCAGAAGAGAUGUUUCAAAACCUAAAUGCUCUUGAAUCUCUAUACAUUGAAAGGUUUAGCAAAUUGAAAGUGCUGCCUACAAACCUGGAAAGCCUUGUAUCUUUGAAGUCAUUGUGUAUCCAUUCGUGUCAUGGGCUUGAGUCUUUGCCAGAACAUGGGCUACGAAGCUUAAAGUCUCUCCAACAUCUGGAGAUUAAUCGCUGCAAUAAUUUGAGUUCUUUAUCGGAGAGUUUGGGACACCUCACUGCCCUGGAGAAAUUGGAAGUUUAUGGGUGUCCGGAGCUAGUGACUUUGCCAGAGAGCAUUAAACAUCUUAUUUCCCUACGACACCUAAUCAUUAAAGGUACGCCCAAAUACUCCCAACCGUUUGAUGUUCGUUGUGAAAAGUUGAAGACUUUGCCAGAGUCAUUGCAACAUAUCCCCCUACUGCAAUCUCUAUCCAUCUCUCAGUAUCCAGAGUUCACAUCACUGCCUGAAUGGUUAGGAAACCUUACAUCACUUCAAUCAUUGCACAUUGAGUUCUGCUGCAAGAUUUCAUCACUGCCACAUAGCUUUCAAAGCCUAUCCAAACUCCAAAAUUUGGACUUUUUUUUUUGCGGUCCUGAAUUGAAAAGGCGACGUCAAAAGGGAGAGGGGGAAGAUUGGCAUAAGAUAGUACACAUUCCAAAAGUUGAUGUAAAAUAACCAGCUCUUGCAGCAAACAGAAUAGUAAACAUGGAAUCUAUUCUUUGAUCAUGUGGGAGUGAAGUGAGGAAACGGAUAUCAGAUCAAAAUGGAAAGGAAUGUGCAGAAAACAUGUGGACAUUCCAUAUAGAUCAAGCUGCAAGUUCUGAAGUGGCUGUGAGAUGGGCUGUAUUGCUGGUAGAAUGUUUUUGGGCUGAUCAGAGGCUAGUGGGAAGAGUUUUCAGUCAGCUGUUGUAUUCUCUGACUCCACUGUGUCAGUGCACGGCCUCUCGGUGCUACAGAUUUUAUGGCUAGUUUCUAUAGUGCUGAGUUGUCUUUAUUCUUGUGGUUUUGUAGCAAUUGACAUGAUUGAAGUACCUGAAAAUUGUUUGAUUUGCCUUUUAUUUCCUGCUGAAGUAUGAAAUACCAGAAGAGUUGUUCAAUAACUAACCUAUUAUUGCAAUUUUUAAGUGAAAAAACACACACAUUCUGAUAACUUAAAUGCUAGAGCAGUUGACUUUACAAGGGAUGGGUACUGAGAUAAUAUGACGACACAGUAGAAACAUUAUUGCUUUGUUAGCUACAGCAAUUCCAUCUUUGAGGAGGUUGAUUGGAAGGCUUGUCCAGAGCCCUUUAUGUAACACUAUUAUGGGUGAUCACUAGUAUAUCUUAAAAUUCAAAAAUAGAUGAGAUGAGAGUAGAAACUAUGAGAAAAAUUGAGGUCUACUUUUCUGUCAUCCUGAAACCAUUUGUGCAGUCCAUGAUCCUAUUUAUGUCAUACCCUUUAUUCAUCGUUGUUAGAGUGUAUAACUCCGUGGAGGGAAAAGUGCUGCACAAUGUCUUAGUGAUCAUUUUUAUGGACAAAUCAUAAUGGUCAAAAAAAUGCAUGUUCUUACUCAAUUUGAGACUAUUGGAGAAGUCGUGGCUAAAAGUAAUAUUUAGUGACAAAUUUUGGCUUGUCAUAAAACAUUUGUCACUGAAACAGAUUUGCUGUAAUGUGGAGACAUAAACAGUCUGACUCUGCAAAGAUUUGAACCCUUGACCCCAACAGCCAAGCUAAUUCAUCAACUGAGUUUUAAUAAUACCACAUUCGAUAGUGAAUGAAUUAAAGAAAAAAAUUUGUGUGCUCAAUGUGAUCUUUGAAGGACUUCUUGCCCUUUCCCUUUGGUAUCUUCCAUUCUCUUUAGUGUAGUUGUUUUAUUAUAAAAGAACCAAUGAGUUGAGUUCUUACUAAAACACGCUGCCAACACUUCGCAGUAGUUAUUGGGGCAUUUUCUAUUACUUCAUUGAGUUGCUUUAUUCUUUGUUGGUUUGAUUUGUCUUUCUUUGUCUUCUCAGAAAAGACUCCUUUGUCCAUCUAUAUUACUUGGUUAAGAUCAAGCCACUAGCUAACUUAAAAUGCCAAUUGCUUGUUUCUUCUUUGCUUUAUUGGAUUCAUGUCUUACUCGUAUCUUGAAGACUUUAAAAAUUUUGAUGAUCCCAGAGAUGCUUCUCGCGCAUUUGUCUCAGGGAAUUUUACAGGAGAUGGACUCACUGACUCAAUGCAUGGUUUGUCCAGCACUGAGGUGAAGAGUGUCGUUGACUGGCGAGAUUUUUACUUCAAAACGUACAUAUUUGUUGGCAAGCUAGUGGGUCGUUACUAUGAUAGCGAAGGGAAUCCCACAGAAUAUUUGAAAGGGGUUGAAGCAAACGCUGCUAGAGGUGCACAACUGAUGGAGAAACAGAAAAAUGAAGAAGCUAAACUACCUAGCUGCAAUUCAAGGUGGAGUCAGGACACGGGUUCAGAGGUUUGGUGCCAUAAUGGUUAUCCAAGGUUAAUUCAAAAACCACUAGAAAUGGCUAUAACUGGGAAAGUGAGCAAGCGCUGUGCUUGCUUCAUUGAAGAGGAACUAAACCAGCCCGGAUUGGAAGUCUACAGUGGAUGUGAUCAUUUUGCAAAGCUCUGUCGACUUUAGGCAGUGCGAAAUUGUUUUUCGUAAAUAAUUAGUUGAUUUCAUGAAGGGAAAGGGAGAGUUAAGUAAUACACAAGUAGAAGAAUAUGA
Camellia sinensis is the source of this 6168-nucleotide messenger RNA. Its product is annotated as membrane-associated progesterone-binding protein 4. The record is from RefSeq and is a predicted model, not a curated record. Lineage: Eukaryota; Viridiplantae; Streptophyta; Magnoliopsida; Ericales; Theaceae. Gene Ontology annotation, molecular function: ADP binding.